AUGAACGACCACAGCACAGAUGAGAAGACCUCGUCAAAAUCUUCAGAAAUCGCAACUCUGGCUAACGCGAAGCUUCGUCAAGACCCGCCCUCGUCCCAGACUCCCUCUCAGCAUCCCUCACAAUCAAGAGCAGCAACCAGAGCGACUCCAACAUCUCCCGACUCCCCAAAACCACCACCAACAAGCCUGCUUCGCGGAGAAGCUGAGAUCUUCCAACCCGCAUCUCUCAUCAUCUCCGCCGCAGAAAAAGAAUCUCGGUCCUUCUCGCCUCGAUACUCAUGGCAGAGCGAGUCCCUAGCAAACCCGGGAAACAAGCCCGACUCCUCCUCCCCCUUCCAAAAUGAUAGGCCCUACUACGCCCCGCGACUCCUCGGCCAUCCUCACAACGUCGACACUGAGAUGUCGGAGACGGAACCGUUUUGGCAUCAAUAUCCGACCUGGAUCCCUGCCACUACCACCCCCACCAUCCCCACCACCACCGCCACCACCCACACGGGUGAGAAAGUCUUUUUCCAGAGAAAGGAGAAGACGACGACGAUGAGAUAUCCAUUUCCUCUCUCUUUCCCCUCCCCUUCUGCUGAAAACAGUCUUGUUGCGAAGGAAAAAAGUGGUAAUAACCAUCCUGCAGGCUCGAAGACAGAGACAGAAACGACGAAGAAGAAGAAGCCAGAGACAGAGACGAUGAAGAAGAAGAAGAAGAGACGACAACUUCGGCGUAAGGAGAAGCAGAAUCAACAGAAGCUGAAUCAGCACAGCAGGAUCAGCAGUAGCAGCAGUAGCAGCGUCGUGGUGAUAACUGGCGACUAG
Sphaerulina musiva SO2202 is the source of this 807-nucleotide messenger RNA. RefSeq lists its product as uncharacterized. The record is from RefSeq and is a predicted model, not a curated record. The coding region runs from base 1 to 807 and encodes 268 amino acids. NCBI's taxonomy places the organism in Eukaryota, Fungi, Ascomycota, Dothideomycetes, Mycosphaerellales, Mycosphaerellaceae. The transcript has a single exon.